Laccaria bicolor S238N-H82 is the source of this 2397-nucleotide messenger RNA. RefSeq lists its product as uncharacterized. The record is from RefSeq and is a predicted model, not a curated record. The coding region runs from base 1 to 2397 and encodes 798 amino acids. Gene Ontology annotation, molecular function: aconitate hydratase activity; 4 iron, 4 sulfur cluster binding. Gene Ontology annotation, cellular component: cytosol; mitochondrion. Lineage: Eukaryota; Fungi; Basidiomycota; Agaricomycetes; Agaricales; Hydnangiaceae. Gene Ontology annotation, biological process: tricarboxylic acid cycle. The transcript is spliced from 19 exons.
AUGUAUCGCGGCAGAGGAAUACGAAGGGGAGUUUCAGUACUUAGAAGAUCAUUCGCAACGCAAGUUCCCCAGGUCGAAAAGGAUUGUACAACUCUCAUCCCACCCUAUGACGCUCUCCUCGCAAAGCUUGCACUUGUUCGCCAGAUUCUCAAACGACCGUUGACACUUUCGGAAAAAAUUCUAUACAGCCAUGUUGCAGACCCGGUGAAGGCUUUUUCCGACGGGAGGAGGGUCAGAGGGGAGACUUAUCUUCAGCUUCGCCCAGAAAGAGUUGCAAUGCAGGAUGCCUCCGCACAGAUGGCCUUAUUGCAGUUCAUGAGUGCUGGACUCUCCCGAUGCGCUGUGCCCACAAGCAUCCACUGCGACCAUCUUAUCCAAGCUUUGGAAGGAGCGGAAGCUGACUUAAAGCGUUCUAUUGUUUCUAACAAGGAAGUUUUUGACUUUCUGCAAAGCGCCUCUGAGAAGUACGGCAUUGAAUUUUGGAGACCUGGCUCAGGAAUCAUUCACCAGAUUGUUUUGGAAAAUUACGCGGCACCAGGAAUGUUGAUGCUAGGAACAGAUUCACACACCCCUAAUGCAGGUGGUCUUGGUAUGCUAGCCAUUGGUGUGGGCGGUGCCGAUGCAGUUGAUGCCAUGACUGGGACACCAUGGGAACUGAAAGCACCAAGAGUUGUAGGAAUUCAUCUAAAGGGAAAGCUUAGUGGUUGGUCAACACCAAAGGAUCUUAUACUUCAUCUCGCUGGAAAAUUGACUGUUCGAGGCGGAACUGGCAGUAUCUUAGAGUAUUAUGGGCCCGGCGUGUCAUCUCAAUCUUGCACGGGUUUGGCCACGAUAGCCAACAUGGGCGCGGAGGUUGGUGCAACGACUUCAACCUUUCCCUACACGCCAAACAUGCAAGCAUAUUUGAAUGCAACCGGUCGUGCGCCAGUAGCUCGCGCGGCCGAUCGUGCGGCAUCUCAAGGUUUUCUAAGUGCAGACGAGAAUGCAGAAUACGAUGACGUCAUUGAUAUUAAUCUCGCUGACAUUGAACCCACAAUAAAUGGCCCGUUCACCCCUGAUUUGGCGACGCCCCUUGCCAAAUUUGGCUCUUUCAUCGCCUCGCAAGGGUGGAAAGAUGAAUUCUCUGCUGGCCUCAUUGGAUCAUGUACGAACAGCUCAUACGAGGAUAUGACAAGCGUUGCAAAUCUGGCCGAGCAAGCCAAGGCAGCUGGGUUAACUGCGAAGGCAACCUGGAUCCAACACAUCUUACAGGUGCCCUUUUUGUGUACCCCAGGGUCAGAGCAAAUUCGAGCCACUAUGGAAAGAGAUGGUGUAACCUCAGCCUUGGUGGACGUAGGCGCCGUCGUUUUGGCUAACGCUUGCGGUCCUUGCAUCGGACAGUGGAAACGUGAGGAUAAAGGGAAAGAGGAGAAUGCCAUUCUAACAAGUUUCAAUCGCAAUUUCAAAUCAAGAAAUGAUGGUAACGCGCUGACGAUGAAUUUUUUGGCUUCACCCACAAUCGUUACGGCUAUGGCUUUCUCUGGAAGAUUAUCUUUCAAUCCUAUGGUUGACUCGCUGCCGCUUCCUUCAGGCGGAAGCUUUAAAUUUUCACCCCCUGAGGGGCAAGAUCUUCCGAUCAAUGGCUUUACCGCUGGAGAUGUACAAUAUUAUCCUUCACCGAACCCUGCGCCGCAACCUGAUGUCGAGAUUGUGAUUAAAAAAGAUUCGCAACGCCUAGAGCUUCUCGAACCCUUUCCCAGUCAUUUUGGUGAAGCAUCUGGAAACACGAGAGGAAUGGAAUUCCCUCCUUUAAAAGUUCUCGUUCGUGUCCGUGGCAAAUGUACAACUGACCACAUCUCUGCUGCUGGCCCAUGGCUGAAAUACAAAGGUCAUCUUACUAACAUAUCGGAAAAUCUCUUAAUUACGGCCGUGAACGAUGAAGGGGGUGACAUUAACGUGGCCUUCGACACCGACACCAAUUCAUCAGGAACGAUUCCUGAAAUUGCCAAACGGUUCAAAACUAGAAAGCAACCGUGGGCACUUGUCGUAGACGACAACUAUGGAGAGGGAAGUGCCAGGGAGCAUGCCGCGUUGCAGCCACGCUUUUAUGGAUGUGCUGUGAUUGUUGCGCGGUCGUUUGCUCGGAUCCACGAGACAAAUUUGAAAAAGCAAGGUGUUCUUCCUCUCUGGUUCGUGGACAAGGACGAUUAUUGUCGCAUCGGGUCUGGCGACGUUCUUGAAACGAUGGGCCUCGCCGAGACUCUUCGAGGAGCACCAAAUGCUUCCAUUGAACUUAGGGUUACCAAACAGGAUGGACAAGUGUUUCAAAUUUUAACGAAGCACACGAUGUCGGUUGAUCAACUGAGCUGGCUUGGAGCAGGGUCUGCAUUGAACCACAUCCGAUCCUGCAUGAAGUAG